CCACGUGAGGCUGAGACACAUGCGUCGCACGCCUCCACAGCCUCCCCUAGCCAUCUGAGCGGCGUAGAGGCGAGGAGAUAUAUGCUGAAAUGCGAGAGCAACGGGGAGGAUGGAGAUGCACGGAGGCGAUGAUACGGGAGGACAAGGAAUGAAGGUGUGGGCUGGCGUGAGUCUGGUCCUGUGGGUGGCGGUGGCGGCAACUCGGGCCGCUGUGGUACCGACGGAAUCCAGCGCGCCGGAGUUCCAGUGGAAGCACCACAGCAACCAAGAGGUGGAAGCGGUGCUGCGGCAGGUGGUGAGUCGUUGCCCUGACGUGACGCGCCUCUACGCCCUCAGCGAGCCCUCCGUCAGGAACGUGCCUCUCUGGGUACUGGAACUCUCCGACAACCCGGGCCAUCAUGAGCUGCUGGAGCCUGAGUUCAAGUACGUGGCCAACAUGCACGGCAACGAGGUGGUGGGGCGCGAGCUGCUGCUCAAGCUGGCCCACCACCUGUGUGAGGGCUGGCGCUCCGGGGACCAGGACAUCAGGAACUUGCUCGCCACCACGCGCAUCCACCUGCUGCCCUCCAUGAACCCCGACGGCUGGCAGAAGGCGACGGACACGGGCGCAACUGACUACCUGGCGGGGCGCACCAACAACAACAGUGUGGACCUGAAUCGAGACUUCCCAGACCUGGACACCAUCAUGUUCAUCAACGAGGCGCGACACUCCCGCUUCAACAACCACCUCAUGGAGCAGCUCAGCCACUUAGAUUACCAGCCCCAGCCGGAGACGUGGGCGGUGAUGAAGUGGAUCAUGAGCACGCCCUUCGUCCUGUCCGCCAACUUCCACGGUGGGGACCUGGUGGCCAACUACCCCUACGACGCCUCGCGCUCCGGCGCCGCCCACGAGUACGCCAACAGCCCCGACGACCAGACCUUCAGGCACUUGGCUCGCGUUUACGCCACCCACCACCCUGAGAUGGCAGACCCCACCCACCCGGCCUGCUUUCCCGGGGAUAACCACUUCGGUGACAAGGGCGGCGUGACCAACGGGGCGGCGUGGUACAGCGUGCAGGGAGGUAUGCAGGACUUCAAUUACCUGGCUUCCAACGACAUGGAGGUGACGCUGGAGGUGGGGUGUGAGAAGUACCCGCCAGGCUCUGCCCUGAAGCAGGAGUGGGACAAGAACAAGGACGCCAUGAUGGAGUACUUGUGGCAGGUCCACACGGGCAUCAAGGGCGUGGUGCGGGACGCUAUCACUCAGCAGGGCCUCCCCAGCGCUGUUAUCCACGUGAAGAAUGUCACCCGCAUCAACGACACCCACGUGAGGGACGACCACAUCAACCACGACGUGACCUCCGCCGGCAAUGGGGAGUACUGGCGUCUGCUGGUGCCGGGGGCAUACGAGGUGACGGCGGAGGCAGAGGGCCACCUGCCGCUCACCCACGUGGCCACCAUCACCAACACCCCGCGCCGCGAAGCCUUCAGACGGGACUUCGACCUCAGCCCCAUCCUGGACGACGACUUUCUGCAGGAGCUCUCCAGAGGGCAGGAGGUGGACCGAGCCUACGAGGAAGGGAGGUACAGCGACGACUCCCCCAUGGACGACCUCCCCCUCGAACAGGACCUUCUUGGACGCUUCCGAGGGUUGGGGAACAUGAGAUACUAGGACACCACGCCCCUUGCACGCCACCAGCCAGCCACUCCCUCCUCCAGCCAGCCAGCCACACCCAGACACUGCUGCUAUCACUAAAUGCUUCCCUUAUGUGACCUUUUCUCUCUCUCUCUCUCUCUCUCUCUCUCUCUCUCUCUCUCUCUCUCUCUCUCUCUCUCUCUCUCUCUCUCUCUCUCUCUCUCUCUCUCUCUGAAGGACAGCUGGAGGAGACGUUGUGUAGGAUUCCUUAUAGAAAACUAUCAAAGGAUCCUAGUGCGGCGAGAGGAGGAGAAUGGCGCGGAGAGGUGAUGAUGGCGCGUCGUGAGGAGGAUGUAAUGCAAGCUUAGGCCAUAUUCUGAAACACUUCUGCGCCGCACCUCCACUAUAUUCGAAAGUGACAUGAGUUUUAAGAGUAUUUUUUGUGGUUCUUGUGAUAGAUUAAUAAGUUUUCAACAUUAUUGACAGGAGAAACACGCUUCAGAAUCCGGUUAAUCAUCUCUGUGGCCUUUGAAGAUAGUCUUAGUGAGAGAGCAAAGCGUUUCAGAAUACGUCCUAUUUAAUUGUGAGGCGCGACAAGAGUAGGAGGCUGGCACAGUGAGCCGUGUAGCGCCUUUACAGUAUUACAUCUCAUGGAGGAACCUGCAAACAGCCGAGCAAGGCAGCGGGGUUGUACCAGCAUCGACACAACCACCACCACCGCUAUUAACAGUAGUUGGUAGUUGGAGUAAUAGUAGUUGUAGUAGUAGUAACAGUAGUAGUGGCAGUUGUGGUGGUGGUGUUGGUCAUGGGUACAGACAAAUAAUUGUAAUAACGCGGUAUUUCACUGAUUCACAUUUACCCUCGUCUAUCUUUUUAGCAGAUAAUAUUUUUGUUUAGUUACGAGAUAGCGACUCAGACUUACUAUUCGCAUAAUUAUUGAAGUUGUUUAAUUCAGAGUUUAUAGCAUGACUAGUUCGCAGGUUUUAUCGAUGACUUUGAACUACACCAACUUUGUACAGUGAGCGAAUACAUACAAAGCGAGU
This is a messenger RNA of Scylla paramamosain (green mud crab), 2658 nucleotides long. Its product is annotated as carboxypeptidase E-like. The record is from RefSeq and is a predicted model, not a curated record. Gene Ontology annotation, molecular function: metallocarboxypeptidase activity; zinc ion binding. Gene Ontology annotation, biological process: protein processing; peptide metabolic process. NCBI's taxonomy places the organism in Eukaryota, Metazoa, Arthropoda, Malacostraca, Decapoda, Portunidae.